Messenger RNA from Synchiropus splendidus (mandarinfish), 909 nucleotides. RefSeq lists its product as uncharacterized. Gene Ontology annotation, cellular component: centrosome; centriole. The transcript has 3 exons. The record is from RefSeq and is a predicted model, not a curated record. Lineage: Eukaryota; Metazoa; Chordata; Actinopteri; Syngnathiformes; Callionymidae. The coding region runs from base 139 to 909 and encodes 256 amino acids. Gene Ontology annotation, biological process: mitotic cell cycle; centriole replication; nucleotide-excision repair. Gene Ontology annotation, molecular function: calcium ion binding.
CAAUACAAGGAUUUGUAGUCGCCUGAGCCUCACCGCUGUAGUUAAUACACCGUUUUACCUGGACUGAACGGAGCGGAUUCAUACCUAAAGCCGAGCAGCAGGUGGAAAUUGAGUCGAGUUCCCCUGACGCCUGACACCAUGGAGAAAGAAGAACGACGAAAGGUCACUGAGCGGAGUCAGAUUUGGUCAUCGACCAGACAGAAGCCACUUUUGUGUGUUGAAAUGGCAAGUUUUAGAAAACAAGCCCCCCCCGCUAGCCAGCGAAGGCGAGGGAGCCCUAAAAUCGAACUGACUGAGGAGCAGAAGCAGGAGAUCAAGGAGGCGUUCGACCUGUUUGACACAGAUGGCAUAGGAAGCAUUGAAGCCAAAGAGCUGAAGGUGGCCAUGCGAGCGCUGGGGUUUGAGCCCAAGAAAGAAGAAAUCAAGAAGCUGAUUUCAGAAGUUGACAAAGUGGGAUCGGGGAAAAUCGACUUUGCCGACUUCCUCAGCAUAAUGACUGUGAAAAUAAGCGAGAAAGACACCAAGGAGGAAAUCCUGAAAGCUUUCCGACUCUUCGACGAUGACAACACGGGCAAGAUCUCAUUCCAAAACCUCAAGAGGGUCGCCAACGAGCUGGGCGAGAAGCUGACCGACGAGGAGCUACAGGAGAUGAUCGACGAGGCCGAUGGAGACGGCGACGGCCAGGUCAAUGAGCAGGAGUUCCUGAAGAUUAUGAAGAAGACUAACUUCUACUCUGUCACAUCAGCCUCGUCUCUCCCUCUGAGUGCUGAUGCUCUUGAACUCCUGAAGAGUGUCGUCAGUCUCUCCUGCACCUCUCGCCCAGCGGAGGGUGUGGGUGACUCGAGUGCCAGGAGAGCUUUGAAUAACGCAGAGAGGGGGAGAAAUAUAAGGAAUAGGCAGAAGCAGUGA